Clavispora lusitaniae ATCC 42720 is the source of this 4455-nucleotide messenger RNA. RefSeq lists its product as uncharacterized. NCBI's taxonomy places the organism in Eukaryota, Fungi, Ascomycota, Pichiomycetes, Serinales, Metschnikowiaceae. Gene Ontology annotation, cellular component: vacuolar membrane; Seh1-associated complex. The record is from RefSeq and is a predicted model, not a curated record. Gene Ontology annotation, biological process: cellular response to amino acid starvation; positive regulation of TORC1 signaling. Gene Ontology annotation, molecular function: protein binding; signaling adaptor activity.
AUGUCUGCGGAUCCGUACGAGUCGCUCACAUUCGGCAACUCGCUCUCGGUCCGAGUGGACGGCGCCAUUGGCGCCAUGUCGCUCUCGCCCAAUGGCCGAGACGCCGUUCUCGCAGGCCGUCGUGGCCUCUUCAUCAUCGAUCUAGACGACCCCUUCAGGACGCCGCGCUGGCUCCACCACAUCACGUCGUGGGAGGUGGCAGACGUGCAGUGGUCGCCGCACCACGCGGCGAAACCAUCGUGGUGCAUUUCCACGUCCAACCAGAAAGCGCUUCUUUGGGACUUGGCACGGCCGUCCAACAAUGCCGUUCAGAACGUGCUUCACCGGCACACGCGCGCCAUCACCGACAUCAACUUCCACCCGCUGGACCCGGAGCUCUUGGCCACGUGCUCCAUCGACACGUUUGUGUUGAGCUGGGACAUGCGGACGCCGCGGCGGCCCGUGGGCAAAUGGGCCGAGUGGCGGGCCGGCGCCACGCAGAUCAAGUGGAACCACAGCAACCCGUACCAGAUCGCGUCCAGCCACCACCACAGCUUCUACUUGUGGGACUCGCGCCACGGCGCACGGCCGUUGCUCCACUUGGACAAUGCGCACGAGGGCAAAAUCAACGGCUUGGACUUCAGCGGCUCGCACAACAAGUUGAUGACGUGCUCGAACGACAAGAGCGUCAAGUACUGGGACCUCAACACGUCGCUCUCGGACGGCGGCCUACAGCCGACUGUGGUGAUCAAAACAGACUAUCCGGUGGCCCGCGCACGGUCUCUUCCCUUUGGAAACGACCACUGUUGCGGUAUAAUGCCUGUCCGAGGCGGCGACAAUGCCGUGCACGUGGUCAACUACGAGGCCGUGUACCAGGCGGCGCGGUCUUUGGGCGAAACGGGCGUGUUGGACGUCACUCCCGACUACUCUUUCAAGGGCCACCACGGCCCAAUCAAAGACUUUCUCUGGCGCACCAGGCACGAGGCGUACGAGGGCUACGACAGCAAGCACUCGUGGAAAGAGUAUCAGCUCGUGACGUGGUCGCUGCAUGACUACGACUUGAAGCUCUGGCCCCAUGACGAUGCCUUGUACCGGACUGUGGACUACCAUCCGCUCCAUCAGAAGCUCUUGGGUCCGCUCGCAGACGAUGGCGCCAACGGUUCCAACGGCGGCUCAGCCGAUUGGUCUGGCCAGUCUACGCCUGUGUCGGAGAUUGAGGAGCCUCAGGCUGGUGCCAUGAAGUACAAUACAUAUUGCAUGGAGCCGCCAUUGUCGCUAAGUGACGUUUCCAAAGACGCGAGCGGCGAUCUUCUCUCGUCUUUGGCGCUUAUCAAAAUCAAGCAGUCGCAGGAAAAUUCGGGAGGCCACUCGCAAUUGAACCACUUAACGUGGAUAUCUGGAGUGCGCAUGGGUAGAACGGGUUUGGAAAACCUGGCGUUGGAAAAAGAUGACGGGCCAUCCAAUUUGGGCGAAGAGGUUAGCAUUGUUGGCCACAAGUUUCCGAAGAUCCGCUUCGAAAAGAUUUCCGUGUCUACGGGCCAUCUUGUCAUGUCUUUGCGUGGGCCACUUCCAACAACUAAAGAGGACUCGGGCCUGCAAUCGAGCGGACCCGCCAAAUCUGCUGGUGAAAGGAAGGACAGUGUCCAGGAAAGUGUCUCUCCAUCUGCAGUGGUGUCUCCGAACACCACGGUCGCUAAUGCAGGCAGCGCUCUCCCUUCUGCUGUCCAGACAUCUUCUAUCCAUCAGCCCGUUUCUUCAGGAAACACCUCUUCAAUCACACAGAAUAUUCCUACAGUGCCAGCAAACCUUCCAGCAACUAAUAUCGCAACAACAAACGUCCCAGCAUCCAAUAUUCCUCUGACGAACAUUCCUGUUGUGGCCGCUGGUCCAAGCACGGGCCCCACUCGCAAUCCUAGCCUGGCCAACGGGGCAGCUUUGCAAGCAGAAAGUCAAUCCAAUAAUGAUGCAUCUCCAGAACAGAAACUCGUUUUUAUUCGCCUUGACAUUCGAUUCCCGAAAAUGUAUCCGUACUUGGAGAAUACGGAACUGAAACGCAAGAACAGCAAAAAGCAUAAGAAAGGUAACGAGAUCAAAUUCGACAUAGAGGAGACCCACGAACUCACAAAACCCAUCAAAGAAGAGAUGCUCACCACACUCAACAACAUAGCAUUUUUUUACUCCAACAAAUACAACAAAUAUUGUUUGGAGCCUUGUUUGCGAUAUCUCAUGGGAGACAAGAUCGAGCUUGACGACACUUUGAUGCUUGAUGCUGGUUCGAGUGGCGAAACUCGAGAUAUCUCUGAUUUGGAGAUGGAAGUUGAAGUGGGUGCUGAGGAUUGGGUCGACGAUUUGAUCAACCAGCAUGAAGCUGCAAGCACUUUGGUGAGAGAAAUGCCCAAUUUGGCAGAGGAAGAUGAUGACGAGGAUUACGAUUUGAUUCCUGCAGUGAACGAUCUAUCUGCCAGCCACGAUCUGUCAAGAAUCAGAGACGAUAGCAACGUUUCUGCAAACGAUAACCUGGUGGGUCCAGAUGGGAAUAUUAAGCAUGAUACAACUCCGUUGCCGAAGGGAUGUGGUGCAAUUUGGGCUCCAUCUGGUCAACUUGUAUGUUUCUUCAUUCCCCAAAGGGAAGAUAAUUUGUUGGAAACAAGACUUGCACGAAAGUUGCACAUGACAAGAAACGGAGAGUCUCUGGUAGUGAAGACCUACAGUGAACUUGAACUCUCUGAUAGUCAAUCAUCUGAAAGUGAAGAGUUAGAAUCUGAGGACGAUAGAUCGUCCCUCACAUCAAAUUCCUCUGAUGAUAGUCUAUCCCACGACUGGAAUGAAAUGUUGCAGGACGACAUACCAUCUCGGUCGCGUGUUCCAGGAAUGUUUAAAGGAGCAGUGGGGAUAGAUCGCAAAUUUUUGAGGAAGGAAAACAUCAAGUCUUCCAUUAAUAGAACUUUCAGUGGCAAGGAACACGGCUCAAAUUAUAAGUCAUCGGCUUAUGGAGAUACCAGUCUGAGAUCUACUAAAAGAACAAAAAGGGACACUAAGAACGUCCAAAAUAUUGUCACUGUUCUUGAUUUCAGCCAUCUUAUGCCCGAUAAAUUUGAGUUGGCAUGCGAAUAUCGCGUACUAGGAGACUCUCCAGAAAAUCUAGCCAGAUACAACAGCCAUGUGGCUUUCUCCAAAGGUUAUAAAGAGUUAAGUGACGUUUGGAGGAUAGUGGAGAUGAUAUUAGUAAAGGAUGUGAGUCCCCAUGACGUUCCUGAUAUAGGCAAGGAUGUUUUCUUCAGCGAAGGAGACUUCAAAGGAAGGUACUUCUGGGGGUCUCACCCAUUCGGGCAUUCAUGGCUUAUCGUCAAGCUUUUUGACUACUUCGAAAAGGCUGGAAAUUUGCAAAUGCUUGCAAUGUUGUCUUGUAUUCUUUUUGAGAACAUCAGCAACAUUCGGGCCUCGGAAAAUGGUGACUACAAGGUUCCUAUUCACACACCUUACUCAUCGUUACCUCCUGUGCCAUCUGUUGUUAACAUUAAGGAAUACGGAGUUUCUGUCCGGGAGUCUAGAGCCUCAUUGGCGAUGGGAUCCAUGUUUUCACAUCCUGAGGCCUUUGACGAAUUUGCACUUUCAAGAAAACCAUCCACCUUAAGUGCCAUAGCCGAUGCAGAUGCACCCACUUCUGUUUCAAAUUCCAUGGAUAACUAUUCUAGAAGCUCCUCUCCGCACAUUUUGAGCCCUUUCAAAAAACACUAUGGCUCAUUUGUGCCGCUGCUGGAAUCCUCGGUACAGUGGGACCACACUCCUGGAAAGAACAACAAAUGGUUGGAAGGUUCCAGGAGACAGUCUCGCCUGACCUUGACCAGAAAAGACAAGAAUAUUUCCACUAGAAGAACGCACCACAACCUUACUCCUGGUGCAGGCAAGCCAAGGCCUCCUCCAACGUUUAUUGUUGAAAUGAAGAACAUCCAUUCUUUGGAUUUAUACGAGCAUGUCUAUUCAAAGUCGCUUUUGAGCGAGUUGGAUGAGAAUAAAAUAAUGGGCUACAGAGAUCAAUACGCAGAUACCCUUUAUUUAUGGGGGUUGCCCUUUAAUCGCAUCAAAAUCUUGAAGUUCAACUAUCCGGAGAAAGACAAUAGGAAAUCCGAAUCUGCUUUUGACUCUCACUCGUGCGGGUAUGGGUUCCGGCCCAGAAAAGCAAUGGACCCUAACCAACAAUUAUUAUCGCCACUAACGCCAAUACCGACAGCGAAGCAUAAUAGCUGGAACACGAGAAAAAGAAAUAAAUUCCAAUAUUGUGGUCUUUGUGGGCUUGUUGUGUCGAAGAGAGUGGUCCUUUGCAUACAUUGUGAACACGUUCUUCAUUCAGAAUGCGCAUCAUCGUGGUGGUUCACUGAAAAAACGGAUGAGAAGGAAGGCAAUGAGGACGAUUCUCAUGACUUACAGGAGUGCCCAACUGGAUGUGGAUGUAACUGUUUGGAUUACGAGAUUUGA